GUCAAACUGAUUAUUCUACGUCAGUGAAUAUACAUUCAGAUUUUUUCACUGUUUUUCACAAUCAACUUGCUGCAAUCGUUUGCAAUUUUUAAAUUUCUUGCGAAAAAGCGAUAAUCGAAAACCACAAUUAUGUGAUAAAAUUAUAAUCUUCGAUAGACUUUAUGCACUGCAGCAGAAUUUGCAGCCGGAAAGGCAUUUGAUGAAGAAGUAGGAUGAGUUGAAAAUUCUAUGGAAUUGGCCAAAUCAAAAAAAGAAAAAGUGAAAAUAAAAAUAUUACUUGAAAGUUGUAAAUUGGGUUGGUAUUGGCUGAUUGACUGGUGUGUCAUCGGCAACAACGCAGUAAAGGUGAAAAAUAAUUAUAUGUAAAUCAUAAAACAACAUACGUCACAAUAACGUUCAUUAGAAUUUAAAAUUAACAUUGGGAGAAGAAAAAUCGAACCACAGCAAAAUGGAUACAGCCGAUGCUUUGAUGGAGGAGAAAAAGUUACUGGCGGAGGGGAAAUAUCGUAAUUAUAUGUCAAAUAUUGACAAGGCAUUGCGCAACUUUGAAUAUUCAAGUGAGUGGGCUGACCUGAUAUCGGCGCUUGGAAAGCUUAGUAAGGCUAUAUCCAGUAAUACACAGUACCAAGUAAUACCGCGUCGUAUAAAAAUCUCAAAACGUUUGGCGCAAUGCAUGCAUCCUGCACUGCCAUCUGGUGUGCAUUUAAAAGCGCUGGAAACCUACGAUGUAAUCUUCAGCAAAACGGGCGCAGAACGUUUGGCACAGGAGCUCUUCAUAUACAGUGCUGGCCUCUUUCCACUACUCGGUUAUGCGGCUAUGAAUGUGCGACCAGCGCUUUUGGGCAUUUAUGAAACAUACUUUGUGCCAUUGGGCGAUAAAUUGCGUCCUGCCCUAAGCGGUUUCCUCAGCGGUGUACUGCCCGGUUAUGAGAACGGUUUGGAUCAUUUUGAUCGUACCAAUUCACUGCUAACGCAAGUCUGCACCGCCGUCAAUCCGACACACUUUUAUACAGUACUCUGGGAAUGUAUGGCCACAAAUGCCUCAAUACGCUUGCCUGCUGUAACAUAUUUACUCGAACAUUUUAAUAAACGUAUGAGCAUGCAAGAGCAGGUUUUUAUAAUGGGACACAAUCGCGAUAUUAUGAUGUCUGGCUUAUGCGCUUGCCUCAAUGAUAGCGUCAUUUUAGUACAACGUAAUACAUUAGAAUUUUUACUACUCGGCUUUCCCAUGCAUACCAUAUACUUGACCGAAUCUGAUCUUAUAAAAUUGGUAACGAAUGGUUUGAAUACAAUUUUACGUCGCGACAUGUCGCUGAAUAGGCGUUUAUAUUCCUGGUUGUUAGGUAGCGAAGUGGCAAAGAACUCACCCACUUAUGACGCAGUCUCUCUGGAUGGUGCCGCACCUGCUGAAACCGAAACGUAUUUUGAAAAACACUCGAAACAUAUUGUAAUUAAAUCGUUGAUAUGUACGUUGAAGUUCAGUUUGGAGAGUACGCCAGUGGAUUUGAAGCCAUAUCGUAUAAUGGUCUCCCUACUGGAUAAAGCGGAAAUUGGCAGCGCUGUACUCGACCAUGUUUUGUGCGACAUUAUACGCACCAUGUCGCUCUCGAGCAGCAGCAAUUCGGAGGUGGUGAAAUCGGCCAAUCUACUCUUUGCCACCUUCGAUCCAGCAUAUAUUUGGAGUUUUAUGACCAGCAUGUAUGAUAAAUCGUGCAAAAAGUCCAAUAAAUCGAUGCCGCGCUCGCAAUCGAGGGCAAAAUUGUCACGCAGCAUUUCGCACAGCAGCACCGAGACGAGAUUUCAAUGCGAAGUCGGCUCUGGCGAUCCUAAUUUGGUGGAAAUCUGUUAUCUCACUGAAUUCCUAUUGGAAACCAUUUCCUUGGAAAUGUACAAUGAAACGACACGCAUUUAUUUGCCAAAAGUAUUUUUAGCUAUCACACAAAUGCUCACCAUACAUUUGGACAAUAUUAGUAGUGACGAAAUAACAGCUUCGCUGAAGUUAUGCAUGAAAAUUGUAUCGCGUGUGCAGCCAAUGAUUACUAGCCCCAUUAAGUUGGUACCACGCACCAAUCACGGUUACUACUCGUCCUCUGAUGAGAAGAGUGGCGCUGCCAAUAAGAGUGUGCUGAAGAAUACAUCUAUUGCACAGGUUUCCAGUGCCUUGUUUGCGCUGGAGAAAAGCAAAUCCGAUUCCAAAUUGAAUCAUUUUUCUGCUGAUGAUAGCAAUAGCUUGUCACAGCAUAGCAGAAAUAAAGAAGGUUUCGUACAUAGCGCGUACACUGAGCCGCCCAUGCGACGUUCCAACUCUAAUCAGCAUAUGGAACGUAAAAGUCCAAAAAAGAAGAAGGCCAAGUCGACUUCAAAGCUUUCGGAGCUAGAUAAAGAGAUUUGCCCUGACACCGGACAAAUUAUCGAACCACAAUCCUCCUCUGACCUGGACACGCCACUAAGUAUUAAAAAAUUAAAAUCGAAAGCCAAAACGCCGUACAUGCGCAUACGUACCAGUCCCAAAAAGACACGUCCCAAGGACAUUGCACUUAAUGGCCCAAAAUCGCUAGAGCCGGCAUUACUAAAAACUAAAGACGAAACAGAUGAUCAGCCAAAGAGUGCGCCGGCCAUCGAUCAGCUAGCAAAAGAACGUGCAGAGGAUUUGAUUUUCGAUUAUAACGAAGUAAAUGCCAACAACGAAGAAGAAUUCUCCAUUUUGGAGAAAUGUAUACGACAAUAUGAAAUUUUCUUCGAACUCUAUCUUACACGUCAUGUGCUACAGAUCAAACGUGCAUCAGCGGUGGAUGAGGAGAAAUGUCGCAUUAAAGUCGAAGUUGAACGCGAGCAAUCGUUCAGCGUGGAGCAUAUUUUCGAAAAUGAGCAGAUCUAUGAAGAUGUCAGCGCAGAACGGCUGCUGGAAAUAGAUCGACUCUUUGACACAUUACGCGUUAACGUUAUGAGUCGCUCAAAACAGCUGCACAGUCUGCUUAACCGUUCGUUGGGACACACCGUCGCCGCCGCCGCCGCCGCCACAGCCACUGACUCGACCACCAGCGAAGCGAGCGAUGACGAAUCACAAAUGGCAUGCGAUGAAAGAACCGAGCGGCGCAUACAAACGCUAAUGGAUUUGCGUGUGUCGAAUAGUUUACGCGGCGCUAUAAAACUGGCAGCAAAUUUGCUGGUUGAAAUGUCAACAUUUCCCAAUUGCAACAAGAACAUUGUUUUGGACAAGAAUGAAAAGGAAAUACCGAGUUGGUUGAAGGUGCUAUGCCUUGUAACGGCGUACACACAAAGCGAUAAGGAAUUACAAAUUGCCGCAAUCACAACACUCUUCGAUUUAAUAAGCUUACUCAAGUCUCAAAUUGAACACACAACCAGUCCCGGCGUCACUUUCGUCGUGAUGCUGCCACUACUCAAAUUCGGCCACGUCAGUUAUAUUGAAUACAAAACGCGAAUUUUCCAGUUGGUCACCUCAGUGCUGUGGAAUUAUUUGGGCGAAGCCGGCAUAGAUCCAGCACAGAUAACAGCUUUACUUUAUCAGCUGCACAAUUGCCUGGAGAGCGGUCUGGUGGAAAAUAUCAUUGGCAAUCGUAUGUAUGCGCAUAGCAUGCACCAGCAAUUCGCAGCAGCGGACGCCCUGGCAGCCACCGGGUGGAACGACCAGUAUAGCAGUCUUUUGCCGCAAACUUCGUUGCGUAAUUAUCGCUAUGAUCGCGCGCGUGAUGUACAGUUAGUAUGCGCAUCGCCUGCGCGUCCCGUGUCGCGCGCUGCAAUCGAGCAGCUAAAGGAGAGUGAAUCCAAGAGUUUUCGCAAAUUUGAACUGCUGUGGCACUUGGGCCGCGACAAGCAACCCUCUAAGGGCUUUGAGAAGACUCUGCUAAAAGUAUUGGAUACUUUGGCCUUGCCACAAUACAUGUCUGUACGCACUGGUGUUACCAAGUGGCUUCAGUCUGCAUUGCUGCGUGGCGAUUUGGCGCGUCUGAUUAAACCGUUAUAUAAAAUCUUACUUGGACCCCAAACGAAACGUAUUAGCAUUAUGCAUCUGCAUUUGCUUGAGCAAGAGCAUGGCGAAGAAGGUGCGGGUCAACUCAAAGCGAACGACAAACAGCAAGGCGGCGCGCAGGGCGAUAAUUCCCUCGAACGCGAUGUGUAUGCGAUCAGCUCGGAAUAUGGAAACAUUAAAUAUCACAUGGACACGACAUCCAAUAAGAAACGCAGUCCAAUACGAAGUUUCCACAAGAAAAUUUUCGGCGUAACUUUGAGCAGCAAAAAUAAGACAUCAAAUUUCUUGAGUGACAAAGCGCCGGCACAAGCUAUCGCAGCCACAGAAACACCUGACUCAACUAUAGGCCUAAUCGUAAAUCCCUUAGACAAUUCACCGGACUUCGAUGAUGCCGAAGAUAAUGAGACCGAAUGUGAAAUGCUUGAAACGACAUCGAAAAGUGAUGUACAUUCCAUAACUAAAAUCACAGAGGCAAUAAAUGACAAAGUCGAAGUGCCGCAACAACUAGAGGAUGAUGUCGCCGAAGAGGAGGACGAUGACAAGGACGAGUUGGAGGCACAUGACUUCGAGCACGACUACACCGAUGACUCAGAGAGCAGCAUGUUCGAUUCGGAGUCGGAAAAUCGUGAAACGAGCGUUGAGAAAGACGACAGCUUGACGAUCAGCUCCAGUGCUGGCGCUGUCGCUAAUGGCACUCCCGCCACCGUCGGCGGCAAUCUCAAGCGCUUUGUAGGUGAUUGUGAGCGCGUAACAGAGAUGCUUUCACAACAUGAGCGCACGAAAAAUCGCAAGACAUACCGACUAACGCGCGAGAAAACGCCUGGCGACUCUAGCUUGGCUUCAGUCACAUCAACAACCGACGAACAGUCUUCACUGGGUCUACAUGGUCAACACGACAUACUUAAUGACUCUGCGCAUGCCGCAGAUGAGUAUUUCAGUGCUACUACUGUCGUCAAUGACGACACGAUUCCCAAAGAAGCAGAAACGCAAAUAAGCCACUCAGCGCCAGUUGAUACUCCAAAAGAACUAAAACACAAUGAUGAGGCCAGCAAGCUUAAACAAAGACGCGGUCAUGGCAUUUCAAAGUUGCACAAGAAAAAACAUACUGCAGGUAAGAAGUCACCAGGCGGUAGCGAUAAGAAACGCAUGAGCUGUAUUUCAAAGACAUCCACGGACAGUAACAACAGCUACUCCGGCCUCGGAGGCUCGCAAAGUUUGCAGGAAGAGCCCAUCACGUGCAAUUCACUACAAAGUGACGACGACGAGGAAGACCUCUAUGAAUCGCGCUCGCAAUCCAAUUCGCUCACCACUGCCUCCACCAUAAAUGUAGAGGAUAAACGACGCGCAUUGAGCCUGGAAACCAGCCAGAAGCCCAACAGCCAAAAAACAGAAUGGCCGCUCACACAAGAAACGCUGGAGAAAAGCAAACAAAACUUGCAAAUAUUGCGGCAGAAUGCAGCUGCACAGCAACAUCAACAGAAUGGUGAUACAGGCAGCAAGCGUUCGUCCAUGAAGAGCGGUAACUCGAGCAUAAGCGCUUGCGAUACAGCUGCGCGCUUGGCCACGGAUCAAAUGCCUUCCUACUACCAGCACAUGCUCAUCUAUGCAAGUGGCGCUUAUGAUACCAAACAAACGUUGUACGCAUUCCAAACGCUACGCAACAUCAUCACUUGUGACACGCGCACUUUCCUAUGCUUGUCGAUCACCACUUCGGUGGCAAGUGGCACGCUGAAGCAGCUUUUGAUACGCCAUCGCAAGUGCAUGCAGGGCAAGGGCUUCACGGGCAGCAUCAAUAACACGGAAUAUGCUCAAACUUACCGUGCCUGUAUGCACUUGGAGGUGCUGGUGACCAUAUGUCUUUACUAUGCGCGCGGUUUCUUUCACCAUGAAGCGCGUUACGCGGAUAGCGCCGCCGAUGCGCCAACCAACGAGGAUGUUAUGGGCAAUUGUCGCGUGCAAUUGGAAAGCGUUGAAUUGUUGUCGCUUAUAUGUGCUGAGUUAAUCGAUAUCGUGCGCGGCAUGGGGAAAGGUCUGGCUUUCUAUAUUGCCGAUUUGAUGACGCGCUGUAAACUGCAGAAAGUAAUUCUACAUUGUCUCAACUCAUCUGUGAGCAUGUUUAGUGGUCAACCGCGUCAGCAACGUCAACGCCCUUCUGAUUCGUUACCCGCACGCAUAUUGAGCUUCAACAAUCCACUGGACGAUCAAUUACAUGCCGAAUCACUGCAGUUGCAGCUUCUGCGCCUACUCAUGUCUGUGAUAAAACUUGAAUACGAGGUGCAGUUGUUAAAGCAGGAGGGCUCCGGCACGAGCGCAAAUAGCGGCUCCAGCGGUAAAGAGGAUACCUCUGGCAACAUAUCGCCCACCCGCCUCUCCAUCAUUGGCGGUGACUCGAGCGCCACGAAUGUCAAAUACUUGCCCAACUGUCUAAUAAGUCAACAGCCAAUGUUUUUGGCAGCAGUGCUCAGCGCUUUGCAGAAUGAACAAUUGCGUCAUUUACAUCGGAACUGGACCGAUCUGGUCACUGCAUCGCUGAAUUGCUUUAGUUGUGGUUCUCUUACAAACAUCGUAAUAAGUGUCGUGCACCAGCUUUGUCAUAACAUUGAUCGCAUAGCGAAAUUAUCGCUCAAGGAGCAGAGCGGCUUUCCUCCCGACUACGUCGUCUCCCAGCUGGAAGCCAUCACUAUUCUUUGUCAUUACUGUCUGCUUGACAAUACGCAGCAGACCACGCUCUCUCACCUCUUUAACCAGGCUUACCCACAAACCAGCGUGUCAGCGCAAAGCUCCAACACCGGCCAAUUGCUCAAUAGCAUCGUGCAUUCAUUUCUGUCAACCGCAGCUGCAGCCGCCGCUACAUCACAAACAACAGAAGCGCAGGCACCGCGCAAUCCACAACUGCUUGCUGCCCGCAAUGCCGUACUCUCACAUCUUUCGCGUAUCGUCACGAGCGUCGCUGCCGUAUGGGAUAGCGAACUGGGUCAAGUGCGUCCCGUGAAACAGCAACUAAUGGAAUUCCUGUCGCCAGUGUCGCUACACCAUGGCGUCAAUUUCUUAGCUGCCGUGGCAGUUACCUGGCAGGAACGCGGCGAGGCGCACGCCAAGCGCAUUAAACCGCUUUCUACGCUCAGCAUAACCGAACAGUAUCUACGUAACUCUUCGCCGCAGGCAUGCGCUGAGCAACUCAGUCUCGUUACGCUCGUCUCUAGCAUACGUGUCAUGCCUAUGGAUUCGUUUGUGCAAACAUUGCAUCAGGUGGUGCGCAAUCCACCACCAAUACAUCGACCCCCAGUGCAUCUCACCAUCGAGGUCAGCGCGUUGGAAUUAUUCUACUUCUACAUGAAAUCAGCGCCUGCGCCACAACUGGGAGAUUCUUGGAGCUCUCUGUUGGCACUACUGCGUGACGGUCUCAGUUUGACGCCGCCAGCACAAUUUGUGCUGCUCAUGUUAUUGAAUGAAUUCGUGCAACGUUGUCCACAAAUGCCCUUCCCAGACAAAAAGGAUGUACGUGAUUUGCAUGAUGUUACGGCGCGAUUGGUCGACUCCCUGUCAAAUGUAGCUGGCUCUUGUUUGGAACAAACUACUUGGCUGCGUCGCAAUCUAGCUGUCAAAGAGGAUAUCUCACCGCUCACAUCGGAAGGCAGUGUGCGCGAUUCCAUUGGUGGACAACAGCAGCAGUACGCAGUACAAGCGCAAAGUAUUUUAGCUGCAACAUUAGCCAACUUGUUGGAUGUUGCUUAUGGCUCACAAGAGAAGGAUAAAGUGGUGAAUAUUAUAACGACAUUGUUGUAUAACAUAACACCAUAUCUGAAGAAUCACACCGCGCGCAAUGUGCCCUCAUUCUACGCCUGUUCCAGCUUACUAGCCAGUCUCAGCGGGUAUCAGUAUACACGCAAAGCAUGGCGUAAGGAUAUGCUGGAUUUGUUGCUAGAUAAUUCCUUCUUCCAGUUGGACAUCUCAUGUCUGUGCUUCUGGAAGCAAAUUAUGGACAGUCUAAUGACAUAUGACAAUACCACAUUCCGGGAGUUGAUGAGUCGUGUCUCACUCACACAAACUGGUAGUUUAAAUAUUUUUACGUCACGCGAACAGGAAUACGAACAGCGCUCAAUGUUACUGAAGCGUUUGGCCUUUGUGAUAUUCUGUAGUGAAUUCGAUCAAUACCACAAGUAUAUGCCCGAAAUACAAGAACAACUGGCCAACAGCUUACGUCUACUCUCCAUGGUACCCUCCGUGCAGGCAGCCGUUUUUCUAUGCUUCCGUGUACUUUUGCUGCGUAUGUCAGCCGAUCAUGUCACAUCGUUGUGGCCCAUAAUCAUCGCCGAAAUGGUGCAUGUUUUUCUGGCUAUGGAACAAGAGCUCAAAUCUGACAGCGAGGAUUUGAGCCAGCAAAUGCGUUUACUCUCAGGCAUGGAUGUCUCGUGGUCAUCGAACUCUUCAAGCAAUGGCUUCAGUUCACAAAAUCAAGUCACACACUGGCGUUCGGUACAACUGGAAGCGUCCAAAUUACUCGAAUUGGGUUGCGUAUUGCCUGCGACAAAUUUACCACAUUUCCAAAUGUAUCGUUGGGCGUUUGUUGGCACCGAAUUCGAUGUGCACGAAGAUGUGCCCAUCAUGAAUGGCAAUAGUGAUGAACAGACAACAACUGCGACAUUACCCACAACGGUUUAUGUGCCGCACAUACGACGCAUCGGGCGACUGAUGGACAUGAAAUAUGCAGUGCACUCGCCGAUCAACAAUGUGAAGCGCGGACGUCAUCUGAUGCUCACUUUUCAGCAAAUAAACUCACUACAAGAUUUAUACGGCUUCUUUUCCACACUCAGCGUCAAUUGUCCCAACCCACACAACCAUGCGGAUAUCGAUAAAGAGGUCGCCAGCUGUUUAGCCGAAAUCGAGGAAGUGCUAGCCAAAGAUUUCCUCGAAAAGAUGCCGACGAGCACAACGCCUAGGUGAAAAUUAGUUACUGCGAUACGCGAAGUUGCCGGCGAAUUGGAGUCGAGCGGUAGCGCUUUCAGCAGUCGCGUCACAGCGGCUUGUCACUUCAAACUAUUGCAUUACCAUAACCAGCAACAGCAGCAGCAGCAUCAGCAAACGCAUGCGGAGACGAGCUACACGCUCAGUAGCAAUCACAGCACCACAACAACUACAACUAAGAAAAGUAAUUUCCCAUUCUACGUUUGAGUAAUGUAAAGGAGGCCAGCAGCGGAGAGAGAUUUUUUCAAGUGGUAAAAAGUGGAAUGAGAAAAUGCAGAAAUGUAUUAUAAAAAAGAAAAACUGAAAACGGACUACAAUUUUAUGAAUUUUAAGCUAAAUGGCUAUUAAAAAGCGAAAAAGAAAAUUAAGUUAAUUUAAACUACCAAUAUUAUGCUCUGUAUUUAUAUAAUUAAUUACUAUUAGCUAAUACGCAAGAAAGGAACGGAAAAAGCAAAAAAAGAAGGAAAAUUGCAUCUUAUGCGUGCGCUGCAUUAUUACGAUAUAUACUUAUACAUACCUACAUACACAAAAAAACAUGCAUACAUAUUAUAUAAUAUACACAAAUACAUAUAAAUAUAUUAUGCAAGAAAAAAAAAAUACAUACAUACAUACGUAUAAUGUUGAUUCGAGUUUUUGCUCAGAAGUGUAAAAUGAGUUGGAAGUGCUAAAGUAAAAACAUCUUAAUAAUUGAAGAGAAUAGAAAAAAGAAAUCUACAUAAACACACAAGCACAUUAUGUAUGUACAUAUAUGUAAUAAUGAUUUCGAUAAUGAUAAAUGUAAUGAUGACGGUGAUGAUGUUUAAAUGAAACGUGUACAAUAAAGUAGCUGAAAGGCGGCUGAUGUUAACAAUGUUGGUGUUGGUGAUGUUUGCUAAAUGGCAAAUACAUACAUACGUAUAUUCAUAUAUGAGCAUGCAAUUAUAAACCAUUUCUCCACACCCAUUGCGCCAUCAACUGUCACUGUGUGCAAUUAUGUUUGUUAAAUAUAUGUA
Molecule: messenger RNA, 9948 nt
Organism: Ceratitis capitata (Mediterranean fruit fly)
Lineage: Eukaryota; Metazoa; Arthropoda; Insecta; Diptera; Tephritidae
Product: protein dopey-1 homolog
Exons: 11
Coding region: 449-8935 (2828 amino acids)
Biological process (GO): Golgi to endosome transport
Cellular component (GO): trans-Golgi network; endosome
Source: RefSeq, a predicted model, not a curated record